CAGUGCACAACUCAUUUGUUUAAAUUUGCAGCUGACGGCUGCCACCUCUCUAUAGGCACCAGGCAGAGAGCCUCUCAACAUCAGUCAGUGACCAGUCUGGUGACGUACGGCUACAAGCAUGAACUACCCCCUAACCUUGGACAUGGACCUUAUGAACUACAAUCUGGAGGACAUGUACAAGGAACUAGGCAACUACAGCGACAGCACCGAGAGCCCCGUGGUGGAAAAUCACCUCUGCUCCAUGGUGGAGGGGCCCCUCCUGGCCUCCUUCAAGGCUGUGUUCAUGCCAGUGGCCUACGGCUUCAUCUUCCUCCUGGGUAUGAUGGGCAACAUCCUGGUGCUGGUGAUCCUGGAGCGGCAUCGGCAGACACGCAGCUCCACGGAGACCUUCCUGUUCCACCUGGCGGUGGCCGACCUCCUGCUGGUCUUCAUCCUGCCUUUUGCUGUGGUCGAGGGCUCCUUGGGCUGGCUCCUGGGCACUUUCCUCUGCAAAACUGUGAUCGCUCUGCACAAGGUCAACUUCUACUGCAGCAGCCUACUCCUGGCCUGCAUCGCCGUGGACCGCUACCUGGCCAUCGUCCACGCCGUCCACGCCUACCGCCACCGCCGCCUCCUCUCCAUCCACAUCACCUGUGCCACCAUCUGGCUGGUGAGCUGCCUCUUCGCCUUGCCGGAGAUCCUCUUCGCCAAAGUCAGCCAACCCCAUCACAACGACUCUCUGCCGCGCUGCACCUUCUCCCAGGAGAACCGGGCUGAAACCAACGCCUGGUUCACCUCCCGCUUCCUCUACCAUCUGGGAGGAUUCCUGCUGCCGAUGCUGGUGAUGGGUUGGUGCUACGUAGGGGUGGUGCACAGGCUGUGCCAGGCCCAGCGGCGCCCUCAGAGGCAGAAGGCAGUCAGGGUGGCCAUCCUGGUGACGAGCGUCUUCUUUCUGUGUUGGUCACCCUACCACGUUGUCAUCUUCCUGGACACUCUGGUGAGGCUGAAGACCGUGGGCUAUGGCUGUGAGCUGAAUGGCUACCUCUCUGUGGCCAUCACCAUGAGUGAGUUCCUGGGCCUGGCCCACUGCUGUCUCAAUCCCAUGCUCUACACCUUCGCAGGCGUGAAGUUCCGUAGUGACCUGUCUCGCCUUCUGACCAAGCUGGGCUGUGCUGGCCCUGCGUCCCUUUGCCAGUUACUCCCUAGUUGGCGCAAGAGCAGUCUCUCCGAGUCAGAGAAUGCCACCUCCCUCACCACCUUCUAGGUUGCAGCUCCCUUUGUUUCUGCUUCCCUUGGGGGAUGCGGAGUUGCUGGAACCCCUUGCAACAGGAGCUGGGAUCCUAAGAGUUCACCUUUGCCGGUGUCCUCAUCUGGGGCAGCUGGAGCCAAGCCUUCUUUCCAGGACAUCCCUGCUGGCUCUUCUUCCAGCCCCAGGGCUAAGCUGUACUCCACGGAAGGGAAGCAGCCGAAAGGCAAAGCAAAGGAUGCCUAUGCCCAUCUGUAUCCUCUUCCUUUGUCCUAACUUUCCGAAGCUCAAGAGACAACUUUCACUUCUGCUCUUGCCAAUUGGGAAAGUCAGUUCCCUCCCAGAACGCGCUCCAUCAUCUUAAGGACCAUGGAUCUCCACAACUACCCACCUCUCCUCUCACCCCACCUGCCGAAAGAAGCUAGAGGCUGAGCUCCAGGGGUUAAGAUGGAGGUCGAGGCUGAGCAGAGGCCAGAUGGCAAAAGAAUGCGGCCUUAACGUCCAGUCCCUAACAAACACAGACAUCCUGCCAGGCUACCGGCCCUGCAGCAUCUUGACUAAGCAGGAAGCUUCGACUGACCCAAUCCAGGAAGCUGCUCCUGGCUCCAACCAAAGUGGCACCGGGCCAGCCUCAGGUCACUGAGCCCUGGGAGGUCUGCAGACAGAGGGCAGACUCCAGGUCCCUUCAGAGACCAGCCAGCAUCCUAGGGAAGGACUAAGGUCAAGCCAGCGGAGAGAAGCCACCGAAAGAAAAGAUUCUCCUUCCUCGGCCCCAAGGAGGGGCAGGUAGAGAUCAAACCCAGCUGUGUUCUCUGCCGAGGGUGGAGCGGUCCCAGUAUGGGCCAGGGGCAGUCGGGUUCUGGUAGAUCUGGGCACUGAUGUGGAAGGAGGCAGACUGUUCCUUCUCACCCCCCCGCCCCUGCAAGCCACACAACUGGGAGAAACUUGGGCAGCAGAGGGACCCUGAUCACACAAAGGGAGCACUUUGCCGAGAGUCAGAGCAGAGCUGGAGACCCCAGAGAAUGGCAGACUGGAAAGGGCCUCUGGGAGUUAUCUCAUUCAGUGCCCCCGCCUGCCGUCCGGGCCUCCGUAGGAGCCACGAGGCAUCCCCGCAGGCCAGGCAGGGUGAGAAGCAGGGAAGUCCCCGAGCCCCAGGAAGCCGAGCCCUGCCCCUGAGAGGAUACUGCUCAGAUGGAACCAGAGGAAGCCGCUCCGUGCCUGCCUGCCUGCCUGUCCCAGAGGGCUCGCCCCCUCCUCCACAGCCCCUGCUCCGGCGAGGGUGGGAUGUCCGGGACCCCCGCCCUUGCUGAGGGCACAUCUGGGGUGCCCCGUCCCACUCAGGGUGGCCAGCCAAGCCCCCCGGGAGACCCCCAUGGUGGAAAUCAGAGCUGUGACCCGGGGGGGGACUGUCUUCACCGUGGAACACCCGGAGAGCCCUGCCGCCCCCACCCCCGCCUUGUCCUCCCAGCGCCCAAUGGUGAGCUGGGCAGUGGAGAAGCCAGACACCGAAGCAAAAAGGCAAGACAUUGGAUUUUAAAUUUUCUCUUUUUAAUAAAAAGGCACCUAUAAAACAGGUCAAUACAGUACAGGCAGCACAGAGACCCCCGAAACAAGCCUAAAAAUCGUUUCAAAAUAAAAACCAAGAAGAUGUCUUCACA
Canis lupus familiaris (dog) is the source of this 2883-nucleotide messenger RNA. RefSeq names its product C-X-C motif chemokine receptor 5 (gene CXCR5). Gene Ontology annotation, biological process: immune response; B cell activation; G protein-coupled receptor signaling pathway. NCBI's taxonomy places the organism in Eukaryota, Metazoa, Chordata, Mammalia, Carnivora, Canidae. The coding region runs from base 119 to 1243 and encodes 374 amino acids. The record is from RefSeq and is a predicted model, not a curated record. Gene Ontology annotation, molecular function: C-X-C chemokine receptor activity. The transcript has 2 exons. Gene Ontology annotation, cellular component: membrane.